Messenger RNA from Myxocyprinus asiaticus (Chinese sucker), 5812 nucleotides. Its product is annotated as 1-phosphatidylinositol 4,5-bisphosphate phosphodiesterase beta-2-like. The record is from RefSeq and is a predicted model, not a curated record. Gene Ontology annotation, biological process: lipid catabolic process; phosphatidylinositol-mediated signaling. Bases 62 to 3745 code for a protein of 1227 amino acids. NCBI's taxonomy places the organism in Eukaryota, Metazoa, Chordata, Actinopteri, Cypriniformes, Catostomidae. The transcript is spliced from 32 exons. Gene Ontology annotation, molecular function: calcium ion binding; phosphatidylinositol-4,5-bisphosphate phospholipase C activity.
GGGGACGAUGACUUUAGGAGUGAAUUGUUAGACCACAGAGUUGUGUGGUGAUCUGAUCAAAAUGAGUCGAAAUCGCCACACACUACAGGAACCCGACGUUAAAGAAUAUCUUGUGAAAGGAGACCGAUUCACAAAAUGGAAAGAAGACUCCAAAAAAACCACACCAGUCACCAUGAAAAUGGAUCCAAGAGGAUUUUUCCUUAUUUGGACCAACCAGAGUAAGGAUACUGAAUUUUUGGAUGUCGCGACCAUCAGGGACACAAGAGCAGGAAAAUAUGCCAAACUCCCUAAACACCCAAAAGUUCGUAACGUCUUCAACAUGGAUUUUCCUGAUAGUCAUCAUUUGGCCAAAGCACUGACCAUCGUCACAGGCACUGACACUGUCAAUCUCACAUAUCAUAACUUCUUUGCUGCAAAAGAAGUGGCCCAGACUUGGGCUGAUGACAUCCUUGCUAUCGCAUACAACACACUGAGAGCAAAUGCUUGCCGACAGGUCUUCCUGGAGAAAGUGUAUGUUCGCUUGUCACUGCAGACCAACAAGGACGGAAAGAUCCCAGUUAAAAAUAUCUUAAAGAUGUUUCCUGCUGACAAGAAAAGAGUGGAAUCCGCCCUGGUAGCUGCUAAUCUCCCGAAGGGAAAGUUUGACACCAUUAAGCAAGAUGUAUUCACUGAAGCUGCAUUCAAAACAUUUCUGCUGCAUUUGUGUCCCCGACCAGAAAUCAGUGAAAUCUUCACUUCAUUCACCAAGGGAAAAGGUUUCAUGACGAAGGAGACGAUGGCGAAGUUCUUAAACGAGAAACAGCGUGACUCUCGGCUGAAUGAGGAGCUGUUUCCACUUGUGAGACCUGAGCAGAUGAAGAAUCUCAUUGAGAAAUAUGAGCCAAGUUCCUCCAAUGCCAGUCGCGGUCAGAUAUCUCCAGAUGGUUUGCUGUUCUAUCUAAUGGGACCAGAAACAACUGUCGUGAACUUGGACAAACUGGCUCAGAGUCACGACAUGACUCAACCUUUAACACAUUACUUCGUCAAGUCCUCCCACAACACCUAUCUCACAGCGGGUCAGUUAACGGGCGUCUCGUCUCCGGAAAUGUACCGUCAGUGUCUGCUCGCCGGGUGUCGCUGUCUGGAGCUCGACUGUUGGAAGGGCAAACCUCCCGAUGAAGAGCCAAUCAUCACCCACGGCUUCACCAUGACAACUGAGAUCCUGUUCAAGGAUGUGAUCGAAGCCAUCGCUGAGAGUGCAUUCAAAACGUCCAAGUAUCCAGUCGUCCUUUCAUUUGAAAACCAUGUGGAUUCUGUGAAGCAGCAAGAGAAGAUGGCAAACUACUGCAGGACGAUAUUUGGAGAUGCUCUACUCGUUGAUCUGCUGGACAAAUACCCGCUCAAGCCAGGCCACCCAGUUCCAAGUCCAUCUGAGCUGAUGGGUAAAAUACUGAUCAAGAAUAAGAAAAGCAGCUCACCUCCAAACAAAGAAAACGCAAAGAAAGCUGUUACCGACCAGCCACAAGUCGCUGCAGAGAGUUCUGAGUCCAAUCAGAGCGAUGAUCCAAACCAUCCUGCUCCAGCAGAAGGCCAGGGUGCACCUGCCGGACAAGAAACUCGUGAUGAGCCGACUGAAGAACAGGAUGAUCAUGAUGAACAUGAUGAGGAAAAGAUGAAGAACUCUGAUGAGGGUACCGCUGGACAGGAAGUGACAGCGUAUGAAGAGAUGUCAGCGCUGGUCAACUAUGUUCAGCCGAACAAAUUCAUCUCUUUUGAGAAUGCAGCGAAAAAGAACAAGAGUUUCGUGAUCUCGUCAUUCGUGGAAACCAAAGGAGAAAGUCUGAUUGCCAAGAACGCUGUGGACUGGGCCGAAUACAAUAAGAGGCAGAUGAGUCGUAUCUACCCUAAAGGAACCCGUGUGGAUUCUUCAAACUAUAAUCCUCAGCCGUUCUGGACCGCUGGCUGUCAGUUUGUGGCACUCAACUACCAAACUAUGGAUUUCCCCAUGCAGCUGAACAUGGCUCUGUUUGAGUAUAAUGGUCGGACGGGUUACUUGCUCAAACAUGACGUCCUGCGGAGAAACGACAAGAAGUUCGAUCCCUUCAGUGACAGGAUUGAUACUGUUAUUGCCAGCACGCUCACAAUUAAGAUCUACUCAGGUCAGUUCCUAUCUGAUAAGAAUGUGAAGACCGGAGUCGAGGUGGAGCUCAUCGGUUUGCCAAAAGAUCCUAAAAAAAAGUACCGCACCAAAUGGACCACCACACCAAACGCCAUCAACCCAGAGUGGAAUGAGGAGCCAUUCGUCUUUGAGAAGAUCUUGCUGCCGGAAAUGGCCUAUCUCAGACUCGUCGUUCUUGAGGAUGGUGGCAAGUUCUUAGGUCACAGAAUCAUUCCACUUGACGCUCUUAAAACAGGUUUCCAACACAUUUGUUUGCGCAGUGAGAGUAACAUGCCGCUCAUGCUUCCGUCUCUGUUUGUGCACAUUGAAGUCAAGGACUACAUCCCUGCUGCUUUCGCUGAUUUCACAGAUGCACUUUUCAAUCCAGUGAAGACUUCAAAGCCACCGAAGACUGAGAGUUCAACGUAUGUAUGUGAAUAUGAGUUACCUGCUGCGGAUGGAGCCCCACCAGCUGCCACACCAGCACCUGCUGCAGAACCAAAGGCUGAGAGUCCAGCAGAGGGCGGUGUUGCACCAGAGGAAAAACCAGAGGAAAAACCAGAACCAGUCCCUGCUCCAACUCCUGAACCACCUGAACCAAAACCAGAACCAGCCCCAGAACCACCUAAACCUGAACCAGAACCACCUAAACCUGAACCAGCACCAGAACCACCUAAACCUGAACCAGAACCAUCCACAGAACCACCUAAACCUGAACCAGAACCAUCUAAACCUGAACCAGAACCAUCCCCAGAACCACCUAAAUCUGAACCAGCGCCAGAACCAGCACCAGAACCACCUCAACCUGAACCACAACCAGAAGAGAAACCAGAAGAGCCUGCUUCAGCUGAAGAUAAUAAUGUGACAGAGAUCGAGACCACAGAAUCCAGUCCUGCAGAAAAAACCAGUGAGGAAACCCUGUCUGAUCCGUCAGAUCCACCAAGUGUGACAUCUGAAGAACUACAGCAGCAUAAGAACUUCCUGAAGGUCACCAAGAAACAAGAGAAAGACCUCAAAGACAUGGAGAAGAAGUUUCAGAAGAAACAACAAGACCUGACACAGAAGUACAAUGAGCAGCUUAAAGCCUUGAAGAAGAAGAAUUCGGGCAAGAAGACAGAGGGUUCAGAUCCAACUGAGCAGAUCACUGAACUCAAACAGAAACUCAUGUCUGAGCUCAGAGCUCUGCUUGUGGAGAAGUAUGAUCAACUGAAGAAGAAAAAAGAGCAACAAAAUACUGAGCGCUUGACCAAACUCCUGGAGAUGGCCACAGAGAAACACAGCAGCGAACUGAAGACACUCAGCAGUGAGAUGAAAAAGAAGAGGGAAAAAAUGAAGAAGAGCAAAAGUUCUGAUCAGCUUGACAGUGAUGCUCAGUCCGCAGAAAACAACAACCCUGACGGUACACCUCAGGAACAGAGUUUGAAGAAGAGACAAGCCAGUACGCUCGCUAACAUCAGAGACCUGAUCAGUCAGCUCAACAAAGACGCUGUGUCCGAGCACACUAAGAAGAUGUGGUCCCUGCCCAGCGAGCUGUCGGAGACUGUGAACUCCUGCGUCAAACCUCAUUUCCCCGAACACGUGGACAAGGACGGAGAAAAAAGCUCCUAACCCGCGGGACAGUACAGCCAAGUUUUUGUAGGAUAAACUGCUUUUAUAUACUUUAGGAGCACAACACGAGUAUAGAUUGAUUAAUUCAAAUUUUACAGCAUGUUUAUUUUUCACUGUCUAUUAUGACAUUCUUGAUGUUAUACAGUUUAGUGCUUAAACUUUCAUUAAAAAAAGAAAGUGACAGUGAGCGUGUCAGUUGACCAAAUAUAUAUACAGUACAGGUUUUUCAUAUAUUUAAUGAUCAUUACACGGACGUCUACAAGAUGAAUAUAAUCGUGUUUCCGGCUGUGUGUAAUUUUCAUUAUGCAUUACAUUAUGUUGUGUUCCUUUAAUAAAAAAGAUUUUCGACUCGUCCCUCCUUUUCUUUAAAAAAAGCACAAAUGUGUGUUCCAGUGAGACACUUACAAUGGAAGUCAAUGGGGUCAAUCUGUAAACAUUAAAAUACUCACUGUUUCAAAAGUAUAGACACAAGACAUAAACAAUAUGUGUGUUAACAUGAUUUUACUGUGAUAAAAUCAUGCACUAACCGCAUCUGUGGAAAGUUAUAUCCAUUACUACAACUUAGUUGCCAUGACAACAAAAGCUUGCAGUUCCGGUAUUAGCUAUAACUUUACACAGAUGCGGUUAGUAAGCGAUGUUAUCACACUAAAAUCAUGUUAACUCACAUUGUUUACAUCUUGUGGCUAUACUUUUGAAACUAUAUACAUUUUAGCAUUGGACUGGCCCCAUUCACUUCCAUUGUAAAUGGUCCCUGAACCAUAUAUAUAUAUAUAUAUAAAUGAGGGACGAGUCAGAAUUAUUUUUUGUUGUAAUUAACAUAAUGCAACACAAAUGCUGUUACUCAAGCUUCACUUUUAUUGAACCUGGAAUAUUCCUUAUUUAAUGAUGCACACACAAAAAAUAUAUUUUCUGAGAAAUGCACUUUGUAAAAAGACUUUAAGAACACGUUUAUGGUGGAGGUGACUGUAAUCAAAAUCUAAAUGAAAAGGUGGCAUUAUUUUUCAUUCAUAAACAAGAGCUCUCAAACAUCCACACUGACUUUUAGAAAUAAUAUACUGAAUUAAAACAGGUCUUUUUUAGAGGGCAAAUGUACACCGAUUUUGAAGACUGGAGAAGGUGGGAGUUUGAGAUGAGGGGUGAGAAAUGUGUUCAGUACUUGUGUUUGAACCAUCAGAUCUGCUCUCAACAAACAGUACAGAAAAGGCUGGAUCUGUUGAAGAGGUGACUGAUACUCGAACCCUCACAGACAGACAGUGAGUCAGCCCACACAUCAUCUUAAACAUCUCUCAUUCUCGCAAUUAUUCAGAUGUUUUGUCAAGUCUGUGUCCUAUUUAAAUCACUAGAUGGAUCAAAAAUGAUUUGGUGUAAAAAAGGGUAACAAUACCUCUAUGCAUACCUCUACCUCCAACUAUGUCAACAAUCAAAACAAAAACAUUCUGAAAGCUUAAAAACUUCUUAAACUGUUUGAAGGAGAUCUUAAAUUAAUUUAACAUUAUUUUACAAUAUACUGCUGUUGGCUCUUUUAUGAUAAGUUGCUUUGAAUAAAAGUAUAUGUUAACACACAAUAAUGUAAACUGUUGAACUCUGGUUACCAUGGUACAUUUCUGUAAGAGGUUCAUCCGCAAACAUCAUGAGAUAUUGUAGAUCAGACUGAUUGGAGACUAUUUUUAACAAAAGGAAUAAACUGCUCAUUGUUUGUUUUGAAGGUUCAGUAGUAAACACACACGGAUUCCCAUCUGUCACAUGCAAGUAACAGUGAUGGUUUGAAUUCAUUCUCUAAUUGAUUGAGAGAAACCAGAUUAUUCUGCCUUAAAAAGCUUUUUAAGAUCGUCCACCGGGCUUCAGUUUUGACACACAAUGGCUUUCUCGGCUCUAAUUUCCUGUACUACAUUUGAGACCUCAAUUGUCAAAAUGGUCAUCUGCUGACAGGAGAAAAUUUUCUGAUAUCAAUGGAUUGAAGAAAGGAGGAUGCUGUCCUAAAAAUAUGAAUGUAGACAACAUUCUGUUAAAACUAAAAGCGAAACAGACACUCAGUUUUGCAAAACAAUUCAAUUUCACUGCAUAAUG